Lotus japonicus is the source of this 3335-nucleotide messenger RNA. Its product is annotated as chloride channel protein CLC-f-like. Lineage: Eukaryota; Viridiplantae; Streptophyta; Magnoliopsida; Fabales; Fabaceae. Gene Ontology annotation, cellular component: chloroplast; membrane; Golgi apparatus. The coding region runs from base 2606 to 3205 and encodes 199 amino acids. Gene Ontology annotation, molecular function: voltage-gated chloride channel activity. The record is from RefSeq and is a predicted model, not a curated record. Gene Ontology annotation, biological process: chloride transport; transmembrane transport. The transcript is spliced from 4 exons.
CGUCGUUUCUACUCUCUCAACUCUUUUCCCACUCACCCUGUAUUCUCUCUCCCUAACUCCUCCCUCCGCAUCUCCAGGUCGCACUCAUUCAAUUUGCGGUUUGUUUCUCUCUCAAUUCGCACUAUCAUGAAAGGCCCUGUGCAUCAUCGUCAAAUUUCUGAUUUCAAUUCAAUCAGCGUUCUCCACCUAAUCUCUCUCAGUGGCAUCUCUCACUGAUUAUUUCACCACUCCCUGACAUCUCACUCUCCAAACGCAUUUCAUCAUUCAUCAUCAAUUCAAUCUGUGUUCUCUCUCUCAACAGCGUUUCAAUUCCAUGGCUCAUACUCACAAAUACCUGAUCCUCUCCACUUUCUCUCUCUGGUCGAGACCAUCAUCUGUUCUCAGGCCAAUAUCAGGCCAUCAGCGGCGCCGCCGAUGAGAUCCUCGCUGUCCUGAAAAGCGACACCGUAAAAAAAAAAACCGACUCGAAGGAGAUCGGCGAGCUAUUCUCUCUCGGAUCGUUAUCACGUUCCUUCCUCUCUCAGUGUCUAAGCCGUAGCACUCAUCAACGCUUCGAUCAUCUCUACUGACGGCCUCCCUACUCUCCAUGGCGUGACAGCGACGACUCAGGUAACAACAAGCCCACCGAUCAUGGCGUACCAUCUCAGUCACCGCCGCUUCUCUCUCCCCUAAUUUUGACCCGCCAUUGUCACGCGUUCUGUUACCUGCGUCCCGUAAAUUUCUCCAGUUUACUUUACAUGACAAGAAAAGCAUGAGGUAUGGAAGAAAAAGAACCGGAGAAAAUAAAUGAAUGAGAAAUAAUGGACGUUAAGCACUCCAAAGGAAAACUUUAUAAAGUUCUAUCAUGAAAGGAGGCAAAGGAUUAUGAAGCUCCAGAUCAAAUGAGUUUGUGGUAUAUGUUGUCUUUAUGUGUGUUUGGACUUUGGAUACAAGUAUAUGAGACAUCAACAGACUUUCUCAUUUUUCUAAUCAAAUUUUCAACAACCACUUCUUCAGGGUCAAUGCAUGAGAAUGUCUCAACAGGUGAGUGGUGAUGGUGGCAACAAUAAAACACUAACUAUAGAGAGAGAGAGAGAGAGAGAGAGAGAUAUCAGCUACAGUAUUGAAUGCCAACCUAACCCCAAGUUAGUUUUUAGAGUUCCUUUCGUCGAAGAGCUAAUAAUAGACAUAUAGCCAUGUUUGUAAUCGGAUGGGAUUGUGUUUUGGUGUUGUUAGUUUGUUGGAAAUUGGCAUUGCUUUUAUUGUUAGUGAUGUUAUGUUUAAGGGAAUUGGAUUAGGGACACGAUGAGACGAUUGUUCAUAUGAUCGAAAAAAAAAUGGAUAUUGUGGAACAGGAAUCUAGCAAGGCAGUGGCUUACUGAUCUGGCUUAUGGUAUGUCGGUUGUUUGAUUGUCUGCAAUGGAGAAAUGCUGCUCUCUCUGUUUGUUGUGGUCACUGCCAGUUUUUAUGUAUAAUGCGUAUUCCUGUUUUAUUGAGUCUAAAAUUAUAACUCUAAACUUAUCUACUCAUUUAAUAAACAUGAGUAUAUGAGUUAGAAAUAUGGAUAACUGAAUCCAUUGUGAGCCCUUUCCUUCUAUCAAUCACUGCAAAAUUUGGUCCCAUAUAUUUUGUUGGGUAUUACUUUUGUAGUCACAAUUCUUAUGACACAUUGUCGAGAGAUUCAUGAGAUGAACUUCUGAUAGCUAACUCAUGUCCUAUACAUGUGGAGUAUAUUAGUAGUAUACUUCAACAGUGGACAAAACAACCAUUUACAUUUUCUACAACAGUAAGCAUAUUAUGAAAAUACUUCAAUUAGAAGAAACAGUUUGUUGGCUUUUCUUAAACCCCUCUAUCUUUGCUCACUGUGUUCCUCUACUGUAAAUGGAUGUUUUUAAAGCUUUUUGGGAUAGGUGGAGCUCUUAUUUCUUUCACAUGUAAUUUUUGGCACAUUCUUAAGCUUCAAAUCAAGUUUAUUUGAGGGUCUUUGAAGGGAAGAUUUGAAGCUGGGUAUCCGUUUUUCUUUGGUUAAGCGCUGCUGUCCUAUCUGUUAAAUGAUUACAUAGAAACCUUCAAAUGUUUUGUUGUGGAUUUGUCAAAAUAUUCUGCAUGGCUGGGUUCAUAUCUCUUUCAGUAAAUGUGUUUCAUACAACUAUUCACAAAAUGACCCACACCCUGUACAUAUACAAAUAAAAUAUAAAUGGUCAUUUUAAUCACUUGGCAAUGUUGAGGAAGCUAACCUCUACACAAAGUUGAGAGGAUUACUAUUUCCCUAUAUGUAUGUAUGCACUUCCCAUUUCCCUGCAGGGCUGCAACUUGAUAAUAUGUAUGAGUUUCUUUCUAAGAUGAAUGGAUAAAUUUCUUUUAUGGAAAAUAAUUAGCUAAAGUUUAUUGUUAUUAGUGAUCAGAGGUAGUGCUUUCAUUUGUGUGGUCCUUUAUUUCCUAUGCUUUGACACUGAAACUUUAAUUUUGUGUUCAUGUCAGGUAUGUGGAAGAAAUUUUGCGCAUUGGAAAGAGUUCUUCAGCUCCUGGAAUAUGGCUUCUGACUCAAUUGGCUGCUGCUAAGGUCAUUGCCACAGCUCUUUGCAAGGGAUCUGGGCUGGUAGGCGGUCUCUAUGCACCAAGUUUAAUGAUUGGUGCUGCAGUUGGUGCUGUAUUUGGAGGCUUUGCUGCAGAAGUUAUCAAUUCAGCAAUUCCUGAAAAUGCUGCUAUUGCCCAACCCCAGGCAUAUGCUUUAGUUGGAAUGGCCGCUACAUUAGCAUCUGUUUGUUCUGUUCCUUUGACUUCAGUUCUAUUUCUGUUUGAGCUGACAAAAGAUUAUACGAUACUGCUUCCUCUGAUGGGGGCUGUUGGUUUGGCAAUAUGGGUUCCCUCAGUGACAAACCAGACGAAGGAGAGCGAUGCACUUGAUACAAGAAACUUAGCAAAAGGAUAUUCUUCAAUAUCACAUGCUGAAGAUAAUGAUGAGGGUAACUGGAAACAAGGCAAUGAUGGGAAUGGUUUAGAACUCCGUAUUGUUGGAGAUGCAGCUGAUCUGGAAGAAAUUGAUGAGGAAUUGCUUCUGGACAAUCUUAAGGUUUCUCAGGCCAUGUCAGUGCUGUAUCUGAAGGUUUCAUCAUCUACACCGCUGAAAGAUGCAAUCAAAUGCAUGCAUGUACAGGAGGAUCUGACUGUUGUGGAUGAUUUUCUCCCCAUCAUUGCAAGUUCAAGUUAUCUAUUAAAGUUAUAAAGUUUGUUCCUAAAGCAUUUUUUAUUUUUAUACUUUUUAGUUAUGUACCAAAUCAAAAAGCACCGAAAUAGAGAUUGAAUUAAUAUCCAUCUAAGAGAAGCCAAUUGUAAGUUGAGCCCUUUUCAUUUUC